This is a messenger RNA of Perca fluviatilis (European perch), 1664 nucleotides long. RefSeq names its product PDZ domain containing 3b (gene nherf4b). Gene Ontology annotation, molecular function: protein-membrane adaptor activity; protein binding. Bases 1 to 1485 code for a protein of 494 amino acids. Gene Ontology annotation, cellular component: apical plasma membrane. NCBI's taxonomy places the organism in Eukaryota, Metazoa, Chordata, Actinopteri, Perciformes, Percidae. The record is from RefSeq and is a predicted model, not a curated record. The transcript is spliced from 10 exons. Gene Ontology annotation, biological process: protein localization to plasma membrane.
AUGCUAUUUGUUUUUCAAGGUUCGGUGGAAAUCAUGGGGUUGACAAAAAAAUAUACGUUUAAUCCUAAAGAAGGAAUAGACAACCCAGUGAUGGUCAUCACAGAAGACGCAGACUCUGCGUCGACACCCAGCCCACGUCUGUGUGUCCUUAAACGAGAAGAAGGGGAAUCUUUUGGCUUCCAUCUGCGGGUGGAGAGGGGGCGCCAGGGUCACAUAAUCAGAAAUGUAGUGUCAGGAGGGGUGGGGGGAUGCAGUGGCCUUCAAGAUGGAGACAGGCUUCUGGAAGUCAACAACUGCUAUGUUGACGAUGUUCCUCACAAUGAGGUGGCUAGGAAGAUAAAGCUAAGUGGACACCAGCUAUGUUUAUUAGUGUUGGAUGGGGAGGAGUAUGAGCAGGCUGUGUCCCGAGGUGAAGACCUCCGAGGUCUGGCCAGAGCACACACUGGUGAGGGCUGCAAAGCACCCAGACUCUGCCACAUCUCCAAAGAUCCUGUCUCCGGCCUGGGCAUCAACUUCACCCCUCUGGAAGGAGAGAAAGGGCGUUUCUCAGUGAGCCUGGUUACAGGAGGUGCAGCUGAAAAGGCCGGUGUGUGUAAGGGAGAUCACCUGGUGUGGAUGGAUGGAGCAACAGUGUCCAAUCUCACGCACUCUGCACUCAGCAGGAUGAUGAAAAAAUGUGGCGAUCACAUCACUAUCCUAGUGAUCGACAGUGAGAGUGAGAAGGAAUACAUGCGACACAGGAUGCCCAUCCUGCCCACCAUGGCUGUUCCACAUAACCUUCCCCAUAGAGCCAGAAAACUCCACCUGGUGUCUGGGCCGUCGGGGUACGGCUUCCUCCUUCGGCUGGAGAAGGCGCCAUCAGGACGCACAUUUCAUAUUCUGCGUGAGAUGGACAGUGGCAGUCCAGCAGAGAGGGCAGGUAUGCGGGAUGGAGAGCUGCUGCUGGAGGUCAAUGGAGAGUCAGUGGAGUCCCUGAAGCAUGAAGAGAUUGUGGACAGAGUGAGACUGAGUGGACAACAGGUCUCCCUCACCACCAUCACUCUCCAAGGGCUGGAGUUUUACACCAAGUUGGGUCUUUCACCUGUUCUCUUCUGUGAGGAUGGGGAUGUUGAGAGAGAAAAUGAGAGCAGCAUAUCAGCCUCUGCAGCUGAGCAGUCACCACAAAAGGAAAUAGAUGGCUUGUACGAGCCCAGGCACUGUACUCUCCAAAAAGGCCCUUUGGGAUUUGGCUUUAACCUGGGCUGUGUUCCACGGAGUCCUGGGACCUUCGUCAGCCAGGUGGCUUUUGGGGGCUCUGGGCAGAGUGCAGGGUUAUGUGUGGGGGAUGUGCUGAUAGAAGUCAAUGGACAAAAUGUGGAGGAGAAGUACCUGGAGGACGUGAUUAUGCUUUUGAAGGAAAAAGGAAAUUUUCUUUCCUUGCUAGUCAUGGAUAAGACUGGCUCCAACAAGCAGGAGGAAGACAAUUAUGAGAUAUCAUUUUUGUGAGCAACGAAGAUACUCACACAACUCUGAAGACAUUCCCCCAUCCCAUAUGUCUGCUGAAGAGACUUCAAACUGAGCUGAACAAGAAAAACGUUUGCCUGUUGUUAUUAUGUUAUUAUUUUACUGUCCAAUAUUUCCUUAAUCUAAUCCCAGGGUUUCACAAAGGAAUGCAAAAUACGAAA